CAGCCCAAACUGAAAGCACCUGUAGAAGCGUGCAGGCCAGUCAGUAUAUAUCAACCUCAGUGCUGACAGUAUGAAUUAGAUACAACCUGGUUUGAGCCUGGUUUUGUGUGAAGAUAUGGCCAACCUGGAUGUGUUGAAAACCAGGUUUUGCUCUUAUGACAAAAUGUACAAUUAUGAUUUACGUGAACAAAGCUUUUCUGAUUGGCCAUUCAGAGAGGGAUGUAACUGCACACCUGAAAAGAUGGCCAAGGCUGGGUUUGUCCACUGCCCCAGUGAGAAUGAACCUGAUGUUGUCUGCUGUUUCUUUUGUCUGAUUGAGCUUGAAGGUUGGGAGCCAGAUGAUGAUCCUUGGACUGAACAUGCAAAACGCUCCCCUAACUGUGGAUUCUUAACCAUGAAGAAAGACUUCACUGAGCUAACUGUGGCUGAAUUCUUCCACAUGGAAAAGGAGAGGCUAAAGGUCUACAUUAGAAAGGUUUGUCAUAAGAAGAUGGCAUAUUUGCGGGAUGACAUAGACCAUACACUUGCGAGCCUUAAAUCUCAGUUGGAUUCCAUAUGACUGAAAUUGUAAUUUUAUUGCCAUACUUAUCUUAAAGGUGUAGCAAGAGCAUGUAUUCUUAACUCAGCAGUUUGAUGCAAUGGCAGUUUAAAAAAUAAAGUUUUGUGGA
This is a messenger RNA of Lates calcarifer (barramundi perch), 668 nucleotides long. It is a transcript of the gene birc5b, whose product is annotated as baculoviral IAP repeat containing 5b. The record is from RefSeq and is a predicted model, not a curated record. The transcript is spliced from 4 exons. Bases 116 to 559 code for a protein of 147 amino acids. NCBI's taxonomy places the organism in Eukaryota, Metazoa, Chordata, Actinopteri, Centropomidae.